AUGGCAGAAUCCGACAAUGACAUUGAAUUUUUAGAUGAAGACGCUGAUAUUGUUCAACAAUGUGUUCAGUCAGUACAGUUUGCGCCGCCGGUCGAAGAAAAACCAAUUCCUUUCCUAGUGGAGCGUGAGCGUCCGGCAGCACGGGCUGAAAGGAAACGUAAAAAAAAGAAAUAUGCAGAAGACGAUUCAGAUUACGAUCCUAAUCAGGACUUCAGCCCUUCAAGUCCUCGUAGUCAAAAAGGCAAGAAAAAAAAACCCCAAGUCAUAAAUAAAAAAGUAAAAACUUUCCAUAAAGUCGUAUCGAGAGUUCAAUCAAAUCCAAAUUUAAAAGUUGGAACGAAAGUAUUAAAACAUGUUCCCGCCAAACCUAAAGAGAUAUUAUUAGACCGUAAAAAAUGUAAUAUCAAUAUACCAGACUAUGAUGACCCAUUAUGUUUGCCUGUAAAAGCUAUUAAACACGAGGAGAGUGACAUCAAGAGGUUGAAUAAUUGGAAUAAUGUAUGUUUGGAGCAUUUCAAACAUUGUGAUAAUUUGUUGAAGCCUGAGAGAGGGGAAACAAAUAGUUCUUCUAGAACUGUAGUGUUUAGAAAUGUAGUCAAUAAACAAACAGGUAAAUCUGAAACAACAAUCUGGAGCAAAACAUGUGUAGAAAACGAAGACGGUGAUCGAAAAUCAGAAAUAUUUCAAUGCGUGUUGCCACGGUACAAAGAGAAGAAGGUCCUAACAACCUUUGGACUACUGAAUAGGAAACUGAAACCCUAUCACAUAUCAGAUGAGGUGAUAUUGAGUAAGGAAGACAAUAAGGACGGAGAAGUUCUCGUAGUUUAUAAACCGAAGGAUACUCUUUCUGCUGUUUAUAAGCUGGUUAUGGCAAAUGACAAAGGUGAUUCAAAAGAAGAAAUGGAAGAAAAAGAUGACGAUGAAGUGAAAAUGUAUAUGAAGGAGCUGCUCUGUUGCAAGAUGUGUGUACAUUGCUUCCAGUCAUCUUGGAGAGGAGUCAAAAAGAGUGAUAAGAAGACCAUCGCGUGUCCGAUCUGUUCGCGCGCUUCCUUCGUCACGACGUACAACCUUUUGGCGCACUUCAAGACUCACUCCUCCGAAGAGAUGAGGAAGUACAAAUUUGUCAUCUCUAAUAUACUGGCCGAGAUCGUAGACUAUCACUACAAGUGCCGCGUGUGCCGCGAACAGUUCAACAGCAUCAAGAGGUUAAGGCAACAUGUCACCACUCACCAAGGCAAAGAAUUGUUCACUUGCGAAGUUGGGAACCAUGUGACGAGAUGA
Messenger RNA from Arctia plantaginis, 1281 nucleotides. Lineage: Eukaryota; Metazoa; Arthropoda; Insecta; Lepidoptera; Erebidae. The record is from the annotation of a GenBank genome assembly.